Molecule: messenger RNA, 3016 nt
Organism: Photinus pyralis (common eastern firefly)
Lineage: Eukaryota; Metazoa; Arthropoda; Insecta; Coleoptera; Lampyridae
Gene: haf
Product: leucine-rich repeat and fibronectin type-III domain-containing protein 3
Molecular function (GO): protein binding
Source: RefSeq, a predicted model, not a curated record
GACGAGUCGGAAGACAAGUGGGUCACUUGGUGCCAUGUCUGCAAGACGUUCCAGCAAGAAAUGAUGAAUUUAAUUUAGAAUUAACGGGAGCAGGAAUAGGGUCAUGCGACGUCUGGUAUGUUUGGAUUUACUGGUGGCUGGAGCGCUUCUGACCAUCGUGACAGCACAAUGUCCCUGGCAAAGAGAAUCGUUAGAACUUCAAUCUUCCUGUUUGUGCUCCUACAAUUUGGCGCGCGAACUUUCGGUGCAGUGCGAUAUGGUGGAAUGGCAAACACUUUUAGUGGCCCUAAACCAGUACGCUACAGAGACACCCUUAGACUUAUUGUAUGUAAAUAAUUCAACAGUAGGUGCAUUAACAGACUCAAUUUUUGCUAAAUUAAAAGUGCAUAAUAUACAAUUAUCCGGGUGCAAAAUAAAAACAGUGUCUAAAGAUGCGUUUAAGGGACAAGAACACCACUUAAAAAACCUAAACUUGCAGGACAACGAUUUAAGUGAAGUUCCACUGGAAAGUCUAAGGAUAACAAAAUCGUUAAUGCUGCUAGAUUUAUCUCACAAUCGAAUCAGUGAGAUUCCCGAUGGUGCGUUUGAAACGUUGACGAAGUUGACAACGUUAAAGUUGUCAGACAACAAUAUCACUAUCAGCCAUGGUGCUUUACGAGGUCUGGAUGGGUCUCUGAAAAAUUUGAAUCUUAAAGGCACUCGGCAAAAAGAAAUCCCCAUAGCCGUAAGGGGAUUGCGAACGUUAGCAUUUUUAGACUUGUCACAAAAUAGCAUAAGAGAACUGCCAGGGCCGGACGGCGCGAGUACUUUUGACGAACUGAAUUCACUGACAGCCUUAAAUUUAGAACGUAAUCUCAUACAAAGCUUGGAAAAUGACACCUUUGCCGGUAUACGAACUACGCUUAGUUCGCUAAGCUUGCUCAACAAUCUACUGCCCGACUUCCCUACCGGAGCAAUCAAAACGCUCAAGGAACUACGCGUUUUGGACAUAGGAUUUAAUCUCCUAACGGAACUGCCCGAAAACGCAUUUCUGGGCAAUCCCUCCCUGACGCUGCUAGCGUUGGAUGGUAACCCGCUCUCGACAAUACCCCACGCGGCACUGGCACAUCUAAACACCUCACUGCGCGGUCUAAGCCUCGGUGGAAGAUUCCUUCACUGCGACUGCCGAUUAAGUUGGGUGGUCGAAUGGAUACGAAAAGGCGAUCUUCAAGUGACAAGCAGAGAAAGAAAUCCGCAAUUUUGCGGAAGUCCGGUGAAAUUUAGAGAUCGAGGGUUUUACACCAUCCAGCCCGAAGAGCUGGCGUGCAAUGCCAGCGAUCCAAUUGGUGUGGCCACCGUUGUCAACGCAGAUUUGGACGACGCAGCGAGUAACGCGUCGGAUCCUCCAAAGUCGCAAACCAGCACAACAACCACGACUACCACCGCGAAAAGUACUACGACCAGCACUUCUGCGCCCGAGUCCUCCACCAGCACGAGCACAAGAAGUUCAACGGCAGUUUCAAGCACAACGUCCAAAGUGACUCUGAAGACCUCACGAACGACGUCAUCUUGGAGGCAAAAUGGUAACAGCCGACCGCCAAUAAUUAUGAGCUACCCUGCCAAGAAUAAAGCUGACGAUUCUUCUGAAGUAAUUGUGAAGAACGCAUACAGGCAAGAUAACUCCGUGAUUAUUCAGUGGGAUUCCGACACCGCCAACAUUUUGGGCUUUCGAGUUGUGUACCGACUGUUUGGUGACAAGGCGUUUAAGCAAGGUCCACCUUUAGAAGCCAGCGAGAGAGAGUUCAAGAUCAAAAAUGUACCCUCACAGGAAUGCAUAGUCGUCUGCGUGGUGUCCUUGGAAGAAAUCACAGUAACACCAGACACAGUUCCUUACGCCCAAUGUCGGGAGGUUCGCACCGUGACGACGAACUCUUCCAACAUGGACAAAAUCACAAUAGCUGCCAGCGCAGCGAUUUGUGGUACCAUAGUCGUUGCGGUCAUUAUCUUCGUCGCCGCCUCUAGACGACGAUCUCGAAAAAUGCACGAGCUCCACCAACAGAAAUUGGAUGUGAAGCAUGGCCUCCCGAUCGCCGGUCUACCGGUCAAUUGCUGUGCGGGUCUCGGGCCCGCUCCCAGUCCAGGAGGACCACUUUCGUCCUUGGCCACGCUGAACGCCUACAACAACACAAAGGAUUGGGAUCAAAUUUCCACGUAUAGCACUCACAGUACAAGAAGGCCAGUUAUAUACCCAAUUGAACAACCGUCGUCUCUACAAGAUGACAUGCGAUCCCACUUCAGUUCCAAGGGAAAUAAAGCGCGCUCGUUAGCCGACGGCCAAUCGCAGCACAGCUUCUCAAACCACUCGGGAAGGUACCUAACCUCGAGCGCGUUCCCGACGAAUCUCCUCACGGGAAGGCAAGACUUGAGACAUUCACGCCAAUCAUUAGCAUUGCAAUCGGAUCGCAUGUCACGUGCAUCACAUCCAUUAUCUCACGCACCGACCCAUUCAGUAUCAUCAUCAACGAGACGAAAUAGACCAAGAUCGCGUUCGCGCGACCACCACAGACCCAGUAGCCGAUAUAGCGUCGCCGAUUCGACUCACACGCUUAAUAAUUACUGUGACAACUCAGAUAACUGGACUGAUCACGAUAUGGACAUAUACAUGGCCCGUAACCCCACGACUAGAGGUGGAUUGGUACCUCUUUAACUCACAAUUAAAACUAUGUCAUUGAGCUGGUCAUUAAUUUAUGAACAAAUCAACUUGUAAUCCAAGCUAGUUAAUAACGAUUCUUUAUUUAUCAGGUGUACUGCCACACAUUCAGGAGGCUUAUGCGCGCGAUCACCACAGUAGGCUAAAUUUUGGUUGAAGUGGUACCUACACAGGGGACAAGCAAGCGUUAAGUCGCUUUCCGCCAAAGCUUUGCAGAUAAGUACGUAAGGUAGCACUUCGACAUGUGACAAUUGUGAAUAGUAUUAUUGACAAUACUUUCUAAUGUUAAGGUUUUAUACUAUGUAGAAAUAAAUGACAAAUACUUUA